AUGUCGUCAUGUACGUUCGACGGCAAAGGGGACCCCAAACGAUAUGUAGCGGCCUUCGAAAGCCACAUGUUGUAUACCAUCACCGACGCGGUGUGGUGCAAAGUAUUUCCAACAACGUUAACGGGUCCUGCUUCGGACUGGUUUUCUAAUUUGGAACCCGGUUCAAUUGACUACUUUGAUACCUUGGUCGAGCUGUUUACCGGCCAAUAUAUCACCAACAACGCUAGACAAAGAACUUCUGGAGAGCUUAUGGCAGUAAAGCAGAGGAAGGAUGAGUCGCUUAGGGACUUCAUAAGACGAUUCAACAACAAGGCCAAUACAAUACCAAAAUUACAACAAGAAAUAGUUGUGAUGGCUUUAAUGAGUGGCUUAGGUGAUAAUGACUUCAAGAAAUACAUGGCGAGGAAAUCUUUCCCGAAUUUGGGUGUGGCAUUUGGUAAAGCCCAUGAAUACAUAAAGAGUGAGGAGCUAUUGAAGACUAGCAGUUAG
Molecule: messenger RNA, 489 nt
Organism: Chenopodium quinoa (quinoa)
Lineage: Eukaryota; Viridiplantae; Streptophyta; Magnoliopsida; Caryophyllales; Amaranthaceae
Exons: 1
Coding region: 1-489 (162 amino acids)
Source: RefSeq, a predicted model, not a curated record